Molecule: messenger RNA, 1232 nt
Organism: Syzygium oleosum
Lineage: Eukaryota; Viridiplantae; Streptophyta; Magnoliopsida; Myrtales; Myrtaceae
Product: farnesylcysteine lyase-like
Exons: 5
Coding region: 118-1110 (330 amino acids)
Biological process (GO): prenylated protein catabolic process; prenylcysteine catabolic process
Molecular function (GO): prenylcysteine oxidase activity
Source: RefSeq, a predicted model, not a curated record
AAGAGCUUCGUCUUCAAGACGUGGAGGGUCAACUCCAAGCUUCCGUUCGUUGACAAGAUUGUGUCGUUCGCCAACAAGGCGCUCUUGUUCUGGCGUUAUGGGUUUUCUCUCAUUCGCAUGGACAACUUCGUUCAGAGGACUGUGAAUAACUUCUUGAAGUACUAUGAAAACACCGACUCGAGACCCGUUUUUGAGACGGUGGAUGAGAUGCUCAAAUGGGCAGGGCUCUACAAUCUUACCGGGCAUACUUUAGAGGAAGAGUUAAUUAGUAUUGGGUUGUCGCCCUUGCUGAUAAGGGAACUCAUCACUAUUAUCACAAGGAUUAAUUAUGGUCAAAGUGUAAGCAUCAGCGGACUUGCUGGCGCUGUUUCCUUGGCAGGAUCAGGGGGUGACCUAUGGUCCGUCGAAGGAGGAAACUGGCAGAUGGCUGCUGGUUUAAUCAAUCGUUCAAAUGUCGCUCUGCACCUUCGUGAGGAGAUAGAGUCUAUUUCUAAUUUUGGAAACUAUUAUGAGCUCAACUCCUCCAAAGGUAACAGUUAUAAGUGCGAGGUUGCAGUGGUCGCCAUCCCAUUGGAUGAGGUGGGCAUACGCUUUGACCCUCCAGUUUCAAUUCCUCCAAGGAAGCUACAGCACACGCAUGCGACUUUCGUGAGGGGUCUUCUAAAUCCUGCAUACUUUGGGCUCAGCUCCGUGGAAGAAAUUCCGGAACUGGUUAGUACAAUCGAGGAUCCUGGCGUACCUUUUUUGAGCAUUUCAGUUCUCAAGCGACACAAUGAAAAGGAGGUGACUUACAAGGUUUUCUCCCGCGAAGCCAUGGUAGAAACGUUGCUGGAUCAGAUAUUCAGUGUCCGGAAGGAGACGAUCCCCAUCAAUUGGGGCGCUUACCCCCGUUACAAGGCUCCUAAAGUGUUUGCCCCGUUCAUUUUGGAUGGACAGCAUUUAUACUACGUCAAUGCUUUUGAGAACGCCGCGAGCACGAUGGAGACGAGCGCGGUUGCAGCCGAGAACGUCGCGCGCCUCAUCCUGUCAAGACUUUUCGGCCACGUGCCCUUAAAGCUUUCGGACUCGGAGAGCUCUACGGUUGACUUGGGUUUGCAUUUGGAACUUUGAUGAGGGUUCACAUACACUUUGAUGAUCUGUGUAAUAUUCUAGGAUGUGUAACUCAUACUCAAGUGCCCUGGCGCAAGGAGGACUGGAAAGUGAAAUAUAUCCUGUGAUGGAUAGCUUGGAAA